This is a messenger RNA of Pteronotus mesoamericanus, 2013 nucleotides long. It is a transcript of the gene NRSN1, whose product is annotated as neurensin 1. Gene Ontology annotation, biological process: nervous system development. The coding region runs from base 186 to 773 and encodes 195 amino acids. Gene Ontology annotation, cellular component: transport vesicle; neuronal cell body; neuron projection. The transcript is spliced from 4 exons. NCBI's taxonomy places the organism in Eukaryota, Metazoa, Chordata, Mammalia, Chiroptera, Mormoopidae. The record is from RefSeq and is a predicted model, not a curated record.
CUUGUUGCCGAGGGAGCGGCGGCAGCGGUGGCGGCGAUGGGACCCCGGCGAGAGAUCUGCGGCUAGCUGGCUGCACUUGCUCCACGGGUCAGGGAAACGAAGGGAGCAGGACUGAAGAAUGUGCCGUUAAAAAGAAAGUUUAAAGAAUAAACAAAAAGAGGAAGAGGACUUCAAAGCUGGGAAGGAUGAGUUCUUGCAGCAAUGUCUGUGGGUCCCAGCAGACACAGGCUGCUCCCGAGGGUGGGUACCAGCGCUACGGAGUCCGGUCUUACCUGCACCAGUUUUAUGAGGACUGCACCACCUCAAUCUGGGAGUAUGAGGAUGAUUUCCAGAUCCAGAGAUCACCUAACAGGUGGAGCUCAGUAUUCUGGAAGGUCGGACUCAUCUCCGGCACAGUCUUUGUGAUUCUCGGACUGAUUGUUCUGGCGGUGGGCUUUCUUGUGCCCCCCAAAAUCGAAGCCUUUGGUGAAGCUGAUUUCGUGGUGGUCGACACACAUGCUGUUCAGUUUAAUGGAGCCCUUGACAUGUGCAAGCUGGCGGGAGCCGUGCUCUUCUGCAUUGGGGGCACAUCCAUGGCUGGGUGCCUGCUGAUGUCAGUGUUUGCUAAGAGCUACUCCAAAGAAGAAAAAUUCCUGCAACAAAAGUUCAAAGAGCAGAUUGCAGACAUCAAGGCCCACACCCAGCCUAUUACAAAAGCUCCAGGCCCUGGGGAAACAAAGAUACCAGUCACUUUGUCCAGGGUUCAAAAUGUCCAGCCUGUAUUGGCAACCUGAACCAUCCUCACCCCCACCACCACCUCCUCAUCCUCUCCUCUCUAAUUUACACACAUGGUUACAAUGAAGCAGGCCAGCUUUUGAGGUGAUAAGGAUUGGGCAUUGAUUUGUCCCAUGGCUAUGCUCGGCUAUGGGCAGCAUAGGGCAUGAGCUCACACACUCAGCUCAGUGGCUCUAAUGAGGGUGGAUGCCAUGUGUCAACCUGAGUACAGGCACCCAGCUGCUUAGAGGGUGCUGCUGUGUGCCCGCCAAGAGCCCUCUGAAACUCCCCUCUCAUAGAUUGUGGCUUAGUGUCAUGUUCCGUGUUAUUGGAAAGCCCUGAACAGUUUAGACCAGCCUACCAAACACUGACGUGGCCUGUUUUAUUUUCUAACGUUGGUUUUUCUAAUAUUCCCUGUGUGGUGCUACCUACCAUUCCUGUCUCACUGUGUGUAAGAUAUUGUCAUAUGUGGUCUUAGAAAAAUCAAGUUCCCUGAUUUUGACCCAAACAUUAUUAACCUUCUAACUAUAUAAGAUAUAGUUAAGAACACGAGGUUCUUGAGAUUGGAUAUAUUUAUCAGAGUUCUUCACAAAUCUUUUUUCUUUUCUCUAGUUUUCUUUCAUGUAAGCUAAAAUAUAACCUUAGGAGGAAAAUUUGUGUUGGGAGUAUCUAUUGAUGUAAGCAGUAUCCAAAUGCACUUAAUCAGAAGCCAAGAAAUUUGAUUCCUACUGAGAAACAGCUGUGUGACCUUGGGGAAAUCAUUUAACUUCCCAGGCCUCAGUUACCCCAUUUAUAUGGGGUCCUGGGCUGUAAUGUCUGAGAUCCCUUUUCCUGCCAUGUGUCAUUGGGUCUCCCCAACCCCCAGAAUGUUUACAAUGUCCUAUGGCCCUCGCCACAGUGAGGUGAGGUUCUUUGAGACUUGAACUCCAGGAGAGUCUCCAAGUCAGCGGCCUCCGUCCACCUACCCUUAAACAUGUAACCCAGCAGUUUAUAUGAGGCUGCAAUAUUUUUAUAAAGACGAAAGUAAGCCAUCCUCAAAUAAGAAACCACUGAGUAGAUAUUAACAUUAAAAGGGAUUUUCUUUCUCCAAUAAGACAUUUUAUUCUCCAGCAAGAUAUUCAUCUCAUCCCUUUGCACUUUUAUUUAAUCUGCGAAUUUCAAUGGACUGAGGAAAAUGGAAGAUGUGACCUUGGUAUUCAUUCUGUCAGAAUUGGUGCCCCUUCGUAUUUUGUUUCCCCCUUUUCCCUUUCCUUCACUGGA